Messenger RNA from Columba livia (rock pigeon), 4620 nucleotides. It is a transcript of the gene RABL6, whose product is annotated as RAB, member RAS oncogene family like 6. Lineage: Eukaryota; Metazoa; Chordata; Aves; Columbiformes; Columbidae. Gene Ontology annotation, molecular function: GTPase activity; GTP binding. The record is from RefSeq and is a predicted model, not a curated record. The transcript is spliced from 15 exons. Bases 400 to 2721 code for a protein of 773 amino acids. Gene Ontology annotation, cellular component: nucleus; cytosol.
CCGGCCCCCGGCGGCGGCGGAAGAGGCAAGAUGGCGGCGGCGGCGGGAGCCCCGUGCGGCCCGCGGGCCGCCCGGCGGGGCUGAGCGAACCGGGCCCGCCGAGCCAACCCGGGCCCGCCGAGCCAACCCCGGCCCGCCGAGCCAACCCGGUCCGCUGCCGGCAGGACCCCGCACCGCCCGGGCCAUGCCCGGUUAGCGCUCCCGGCACACGGCGGGCCCCGGCUGAGCCCCCUCCCUGCCGUGGCGGGCCAGGCCGAGCCCGCGCAUCCUGCCCUGCCCAGCCCGGGCCGCCCCUCAUGGCCGGAGCAGCCCCGGCCCUGCCCUGACUGACCCGAGCCCUGCCCGCCCUGUGCCCCCGCAGCCCGUCGCCCGGCGGUGGAGCCGAGCGGGACCACCAAGAUGUUCUCGGCCCUGAAGAAGCUGGUGGGCUCGGAGCAGCCCCCGGGCAGAGACAAGAACAUCCCCGCGGGGCUGCAGUCCAUGAACCAGGCUCUGCAGCGGCGCUUCGCCAAGGGAGUGCAGUACAACAUGAAAAUUGUCAUCCGAGGGGACAGGAACACCGGGAAAACCACACUCUGGCACCGGCUGCAGGGAAAGAAAUUCAUUGAGGAGUAUAUUCCAACUCAGGAGAUCCAAGUCACCAGCAUCCACUGGAAUUAUAAAACCACUGACGAUAUUGUUAAAGUCGAAGUGUGGGAUGUAGUUGACAAAGGAAAAUGCAAAAAGCGAGGAGAUGGUUUGAAACUGGAAAAUGACCCUCAGGAGGCAGAGUCAGAAAUGGCUCUGGAUGCAGAGUUCCUGGAUGUCUAUAAGAACUGCAAUGGCGUGGUGAUGAUGUUUGACAUCACCAAGCAGUGGACAUUCAACUAUAUUCUGAGGGAGCUUCCUAAAGUGCCGACCCACGUUCCGGUAUGCGUGCUGGGGAAUUACCGCGACAUGGGGGAGCACCGGGUCAUUCUGCCUGGGGACGUGCGGGACCUCAUCGACAACCUGAACAGGCCUCCCGGCUCCUCGUAUUUUCGCUAUGCUGAGUCUUCCAUGAAGAACAGCUUUGGCCUCAAGUACCUGCACAAGUUCUUCAACAUCCCCUUCUUGCAGCUGCAGAGGGAGACCUUGCUACGGCAGCUGGAGACGAAUCAGCUGGAUAUCGAUGCAACUUUGGAGGAGCUGUCAGUGCAGCAAGAGACCGAAGAUCAAAACUACGAACUCUUCCUUGAAAUGAUGGAAGCCCGAAGUCGAGGUCACACAUCGCCUCUAACAACUAACGGGCAGAGCCCUUCCUCUGGCUCGCAGUCCCCCAUAGUACCUCCGAGCUCCACGUCCACGGGCAGCUCCAGCCCCGGCACCCCGCAGCAGCCGCUUGCCGCAGGCUCCGCCGUCUCUCCUGAGCCGCCCCCAUCGUUUUCACCAGUGCCUGCACCUGAAGCCCAGCAGCCACACGCGCCUCCACCAGCUACAGCCUCCCCAGCACCUCCGGCUGCCGUCCCACCGCCAAAGCGCAGCAUUAUUUCCCGCCUGUUUGGGACAUCUCCUGCGUCGGACCCCGCUCCUCCGCAGCCAGCUACUGUUGGUCAUGCAGAUCCUGCUGCUGCCGCUCCUCCUCCCCACCCUGAAGCCCCUGCGAAAGUGCAGAGCGUGGAGGACUUUGUUCCUGAUGACAACCUGGACCACAGCUUUCUAGAAGACCCAGCCCCACAGAAGGACAAAGGGAAACCACAGACUAAACACCGUGUCGAUAGUGAAAGUGACGGAGACGCACCCGGGGGGAACCCCAUGGUGGCGAGUUUCCAAGAUGACCUGGAUUUGGAUGACAAAAUCCCCAGCAGACCCGUGCUGGCAGCAGAACGGGUGCCCAGCAAGAACAUCACCCUCUCCAGUGAGGAAGAAGAGGAGGUGAAGGACUCUAAGAUCGUACUCAUACCUGAUGAAGACAUCGACACAGAGCAGGGGAAAAAAAGGUCUUCCAGAAAUUCUCUGAAACCACAGAGUGAAACAAUUUUGACCAAAGCAACCGACCCGAAGCCUCCUGACAGUUUACCUCCGCGUUCUGGCUCCGAUAGAAACAGCAGCAGCAAGCUCAACACUGGCCUGCCGGCUGCUGCCACCAGCCCAGCAGCAGCCCAGGCCCCAAAGGCCACUUCCCAAAGCAAAGGACACGCUCUCAAGCAGAAAGUGGUCAAAGAGGAAAAGCCUGAGGAGUCUGACAGUGACCAAGAGGGACCAAUAGCCACUCAGAUGCUCUCAUUUGUUAUGGACGACCCAGACUUCGAAAGCGAGGAUUCUGACAGCCAGAAGAAGAAAAUGGAUGAAUUCCCAGUCCGGGAAGAUCUCUCUGAAAUAUCUGAUGACGAUACCUCAUUGGCAAAGCCACCCCAGCCUGUGAAACCAACAGUCCACUCCUUUAAACUGAAAAAUGACUCGGAUCUCUUUGGUUUGGGUUUGGAAGAAACUGGUCCCAAGGAGAGCAGCGAGGAAGAUAAACAGGCUUCUAAGGAGAAAAAGAAGAAGAAAAAGAAAAGCAAAGAGGAAGAGGAGAAGUCUGUGAAAAAGAAGAGCAAACACAAGAAGAGCAAAGAGAAGGAGGAGAGCAAAGAGGAGAAGAAGAAAAAAAAGAAGAAGAGCAAGGAGAAAAACAACGAAAUAGAUGAACUGGAGGCUUUUCUCGGAGGAGGAGCCAGCAUGAGCAAGCCGCGGGGAGGUGGGGACUAUGAGGAGCUGUAGGCUGGCGCCUGUGUGCGCGGCGGACUCUUCUCUGUGGCUGUCUCCAUCUUUUCUUACGAGUCACACCAGGGCAGGUACAGAUGUGUAAAGCUUUGCCCAUUUGCCAUAUAUUCUGUCAAAACGGAGCUGGCAAAACGAAAGCUUCACAUCUGUGUGUGCUGCUCUGGUGCAUUUGCAAGGCAAAUCCAGCUGAGAUGUACUUGAGUAAGGGGAAUGUUUAGGACACGGUUUCCAGGCUGUUGGUUUUUCUCCUUCCAGGAUGCCCCACGGGGCAGCUGGUGGGGCGUGGGGGCCAAGGGGACCUGCCUCCCGCUCCCCUCCGCUGUAUUCCACUCCUGCACACCUGAAAUUCCUGUCUUGCUAAAGGAGUGCAACAAAACAUGCUGCAUGAACGCAUCGUGCUCGCCUGUCUCAAGUCUUUAACUUUUUAUCCUUCCUAUUUUUUUAAUGAGAAAGGUGGUAUUGGCCGUUGCUCCACCCAGCAGCUGAUGAGCGUUAAAUCAAGCGGAUCAUGCUGUGGUACAGUUCUCUAAAACAGCAGCUGCAGGGCCAGAGUGAGAGAGAGUGCGUGUGAUUUUGGGGUCCUUUGAAUGGGACCUUCCUGCACAGCAGCUUAAUUAGCACUCACUGGUGCUGCUGUUGGAAUUCAUGAAGCCCCAUUGAUUUCCGUGGCCCCAGUGUCUCAGACACUACACGUAAGCUGCUAUGCAGUUUGGGAAAACAAUGCAAAGUGCAAAGCUAACCUGAAAAAGAGAAAGGAAAAUCAGUGCUUUUCUGCAUUUCCCACCCUUGAAUUUGCAUAUACUAGAAUCCCCUCCCUUCAAUACCUCUCAGGGACAUGACUCUCACGUGGAAAUGAAGAUAUCCAGAGCUUCAGAACUGUCUACAGGGAAGUGUUAGCAUGGCAAGGCGUUUGCUUCUCAGGCAUUUUACAGUCAGGCUGCAGAGCACCGGCCGCCCCUCUGCACUGGGGGGGACAAGCACCGUGGCUCUGGCAGCGCCGUUCCAGCCCGGCUUCUGCAGCUGCCGCAGCCGCGUUUCCCGGGCCGAGCGCCCCGGCAGCCAGCACGCUGCCCUCCCUGCCCCGGCGCAGAGCCCCCCUGUCCCAGCGCUGGGGGAAACCUUGACAGUUGUGCUUUGAACUUAGAGCCGUGGAUGGCUGGUGCUGGCUCUGCAGCGCCAGCGGCCGUUGGAUGGGCACCACCGGGCAGCCCAUCACGCGUACCCGUGUCUCAGUGUCCCUGUGCUUGAUGGAGCUUGUUCCUUCUCCAUACCCUGUUCUGUUCUGGUGCUGGUGUCCGUUUCGCAGCUCAGAUGGUGAAGCUCCCUCCAGGCUGUGUGUGUUACGUUAUCCUGUUGCUUGCAGGUUGAUUUGAGGUUUGGUUUUGUUCUCACUCUCCCCUUUUUGUUGUAAAAUGUCAACCAUGAAAUGUGAACUGGGGUUUCCUUCUCCAUCCCUAUAAAGCAAGAUGUUCUUUUGAUCCGUCAGCCACUCCAGAGCUGCCUUGGACAGCAGGUGGUUAUCUAGUCCAUUUUUCUUUUCCCCAGCCCCCAAAAUGCACUUGUAACUGUUUCCCUGUAAAACAAACUGAUUUUUUUGCUGCAUGAGCAGUACAUUGUUGAGGUCUGUUUGCCAUUAGCAUUUGCCUACUGCGCAUUACUACAUUUCACAUAAGACUGUAGGGAAACCGCAUGGGACAGUUCAGACUGCGCUUUGGGGAAGGACCAAGCGGAUGGGGAUGCGACGGGUUUGCGGCCUCUCGUGAGAAGGCGCUGGAGCUUCAGCUGGCUGCGUUCCUGAGAGCGCUUCUGUUCCGGCAAGAUUUUGGGUCAUGUUCCAUUUUGCAUCGAAAAAACCUGGUACAAUCCACUCUGACUAUAAAGCUCUGUUGUACAACU